This is a messenger RNA of Etheostoma spectabile (orangethroat darter), 1522 nucleotides long. RefSeq names its product skin secretory protein xP2-like. Lineage: Eukaryota; Metazoa; Chordata; Actinopteri; Perciformes; Percidae. Bases 147 to 1364 code for a protein of 405 amino acids. The record is from RefSeq and is a predicted model, not a curated record. The transcript has 4 exons.
UGAACAAAUAAUGCCCAAUAGUAGUAAUUGUAGGGCGGGUCUUGGCGCUACCAUAGUGGGAGUCGUAAUUUUGCUGGAGGGUGAGAAGUGUCCGUUGGUCACUGCUGUUGCACGUGUUGGCUUUUACCCCUGCCACGCUGAAAAGGAUGGAGAAAAACAAAGUGCCGGCAAAAAAGAGGCUACGAGUUCCCACUCAGAAAAUGAAGGACCUGAGCACCCCUCCCCCAAAUGAGCAAUCUGGAUGUGUUGCAUUCGUCAGAUGGGAGGAUGGUUAUACCGGCAAAAUCUUUAAAGGAUCUGACAUUUUGGCAAGGGAUGAGGCUCCUGUGCAGCUGCAAGAUCUUAGAUCAGGAGAUCCUGUUUUAGCAAAGUGGUCAGAUGGUAAAUUUUAUAGGGCCACUGUUGAAUAUAUUUCAGGGGAAGAUCAGGCUAAGCUGCCAAAAAGCCACCCAACUCCACAGGAGUCCUUUUUAAAUAUGUUAAAAGGCGAUGAGCCAUCAGACUCAACGUCAGGGUCUGACACUAUUAUAAUAGAUAGGAGCCCACUGUCUGAGCAUGGCGAGAAAAUCUCAUCGCUGAAUCCGUCAACUGACGGGGGACAUGCAACAGGCCGCAACACAGCUGGACCACCACCCUAUGGCUCUGCCAAAGGGGGGACCAUUGGUCCAUCACCCUACAGAGGCCAUGAACCCAGCCCAUCACCGUAUGACCUCUACACCUUUGGUCCAUCACCCUACAGAGGACAUACAUCCAGCCCAUCACCAUAUGGCCUCAACACCCCAGGUACAUCGUUCUAUGGAGGCCAUACACCCAGCCCAUUACUGUACAGCCUCAACACCUCUGGUCCAUCACCUGGUGGAGGCCAUAUACCCAGUCCAUCAACAUACAGCCUCAACACCUCUGGUCCAUCACCUGGUGGAGGCAAUUCAGCCAGCCCAUCACCAUACAGCCUCAACACCUCUGGUCCAUCAACUGGUGGAGGCAAUUCAGCCAGCCCAUCACCAUACAGCCUCAACACCUCUGGUCCAUCAACUGGUGGAGGCAAUGCAGCCAACCCAUCACCAUACAGCCUCAACACCUCUGGUCCAUCAACUGGUGGAGGCCAUGCAGCCAACCCAUCACCAUACAGCCUCAACACCUCUGGUCCAUCAACUGGUGGAGGCAAUGCAGCCAACCCAUCACCAUACAGCCUCAACACCUCUGGUCCAUCAACUGGUGGAGGCCAUGCAGCCAGCCCGCAAAAAAAUGCAUGGACACCAUGUGAGGAUUGUAAGGGGGAGUUUGAAAGAAUCCUACAGGAAAAGAGAAGGAUCGAUGAGGUCAUCUCGAGAAUAGGCAAGUCAUUUCUGCUAAUUCAUUCAUGACGUAAUUGUUCUGUACCUAUAUUAGUGAUUGGGCUUUGAACACAUAGUUUGAACUCUCCUAGAAAAAAGGUAGAAAAGUGGGUUGUGGCGUUAGACAAUAUAAAUGGUAUGGGAAGGUUUAUAAACGUACUUAUUUAUUGCACAUAAUCCUUGAUAUU